Glossina fuscipes is the source of this 1026-nucleotide messenger RNA. RefSeq names its product glycoprotein-N-acetylgalactosamine 3-beta-galactosyltransferase 1-like. Gene Ontology annotation, cellular component: membrane. The transcript has 4 exons. Bases 1 to 1026 code for a protein of 341 amino acids. Lineage: Eukaryota; Metazoa; Arthropoda; Insecta; Diptera; Glossinidae. Gene Ontology annotation, molecular function: N-acetylgalactosaminide beta-1,3-galactosyltransferase activity. The record is from RefSeq and is a predicted model, not a curated record.
AUGAAUAUCAAUUUUGUGCGAAAUACGCACUUAUGUAUCUUUCGUAGAAAUGUUUUAUUUAAACUACUGCUGUUGGCGGUGUUGUUAGUUCUCUUCGUCGUCUUUAUUUUGUUAACACGUAUUUCGACUAGCCAGUUAAAUGGACAUCGCAGAAUAUCUGAAGUAGACCUGGGUUCGACGGGCUUUGUGAAUGAUACCGUUGCUACUGCUAUGUUCGAUGAAGUUCGCAUCUUAUGUUGGAUUAUGACAAAUUCUGAGAAUUAUAUUAAACGAGCAAUUCAUAUUAAAAAAACCUGGGGUAAACGUUGCAAUAAGUUAUUAUUUAUGGGAUCGAGAAACCACGAAGACUGGAACAGCAUUGAGUUGGCAGUGGGUGAGGGACGGGACCAAUUAUGGAACAAAACAAAAGCGGCUUUUACAUACAUAUACAAGUAUCAUCUGAGCGAAGCCGAUUGGUUCUUGAAGACGGAUGAUGACACUUAUAUUAUAAUGGAAAAUUUAAGAUAUCUCCUGUAUCCCUAUAGUCCAGAAACACCUAUAUAUUUUGGUUGCGAAUUUCGAAUGAGAAGAAAAAUUACUCGGCAGAUUGCGAUGUUUAUGUCCGGCGGAGCUGGCUACGUAUUGAGUAAAGAAGCCCUAAGGCGGUUUAUUAAAGAAGCUAUACCAAUUUCGGAUUCUCAGGCUUUUAAUGAAGAUGUUGAAUUGGGUGUAUCUUUAAAGAAAGCCAAUGUUGUAGAUGGCUGCUCGCUUGACAGUCAAGGUCAAUCGAGAUUCUUUCCCAUGCAUCCCCGCUUUCAUUUGAAGGCAGUUCCUAGGAAUGACUGGUUUUGGCAUUACAUGCUCUACAAAAAUGAAAAGGACUGCUGUUCAGAGUACACGAUUGCUUUCCAUUAUAUUGGCCCGAACUCUAUGUAUAUUAUGGACUUCCUAUUAUACAAUGUGCAACCUUACGGAAUUGUUAGCAAACAUUUAAAAUUGCCGAAAAAAUUCGAAGUUAACAUACGCGCUAAGCCAUCUGCUGCGUAA